Entrophospora sp. SA101 is the source of this 381-nucleotide messenger RNA. The record is from the annotation of a GenBank genome assembly. Lineage: Eukaryota; Fungi; Glomeromycota; Glomeromycetes; Entrophosporales; Entrophosporaceae.
AUGUUAUAUCGUGCAACACAAAAAACAUUUCAAUCACCAAGAAUUCUACGUCAUCUCAUAAACUCAUUAAUAACAUUAGGUGAUUACGACGAGGCUGAAUUAGCAGUUAAUGCAUAUAUUGCUUUAGUGGAAAAAGCAAAAGAAACAAACAAAAGCGACGUUGUUAAACGGAUGAGUAGCAGUGGUUUAAAUAAGUUAACUGAAAAAUUUAUCGAUGUGGAAUCAAAUCAAGAUUUUAUGCAAGUUUUAAUAACAAGUGCUGAAUUAAUGGCUAAACAAUUGGACAAGAAAACUUUGGAAUUGGCAAAUAAAGCAAUAAAGUUGAUUGAAAAUAUUGGUGUUGGACUUUCUAAAGAAUUAAUAGCUAAAGCAUGGAGGUAG